Molecule: messenger RNA, 2852 nt
Organism: Mangifera indica (mango)
Lineage: Eukaryota; Viridiplantae; Streptophyta; Magnoliopsida; Sapindales; Anacardiaceae
Product: protein KINESIN LIGHT CHAIN-RELATED 3-like
Exons: 3
Coding region: 303-2474 (723 amino acids)
Molecular function (GO): protein binding
Source: RefSeq, a predicted model, not a curated record
UUUUGCCUAUCUAACAUUCUUCUUCUAAACAUUUCCUAUUUCACCCUUUUCUUUUUACAUUUUUCCCUCCACAAACAAAUUCUCCGCUGCAUCCCAAGCUUUAUAUGUGUACUUAUAAAAAGCUGUAGCGAAGGUCGAUCUUUUAUAUAUUUACAUACAUAUCUCUUACCUAUAAAAGUGCCCAGAUAAAAUCUCACACUGCCGCUUCCUCUUUCAUGGCUGGUCUGUGAGUGUGAGGCACAGACUUCUUGUUGCAGAUAAGUUAUUGAAUUCCAGGUUUUUUGUUUAUUUGGGUAAAAAAGAUGCCUGGAAUUGUCAUUGAUGAAAUUCAUGAGGAAGAGGUAGUGAAUGAAUUGAACAGAGAUUCUAUGCCAGUUAAGGAGAACUCAGUUCCGAAUAAGUCUCCGGAAAAUACUGCAACUCAGCAAAGCCCUCGUAAUGUUGCCUCUGAUGUCCCUGAUAUUCUGGUGGUAGAUGCCUCAAUCGAGCAGCUUUAUGAGAAUGUGUGUGACAUGCAGAGUUCUGACUGGUCACCCUCUAGACCUAGCUUUGUAUCAGAUGGGGAAGAGUCUAGAAUUGAUUCAGAGUUGCGCCAUCUUGUCGGAGGAGAGAUUAUAGAGGUUGAGAUAACAGAAGAAGAAGAAUUGGAAAAGCCUGAGCAUGACUCUCGUUGUAAUUCAUCUUCAAAGAUAGGUACUUCAUCUCAAGUUAAGCAGUUGCAGAAGUUGGACAAGACUACAAGUUCAAAAUCCAAUUCUCCAGAGAAAGUUGAAGCAUCAUCAAAAUCGAGUCCCCAGGGCAUAAGUCCUUCAAAUAAACCCCCAAUUGAUAAGCGGAAUGAUAAGAAUCUUAAUCCAGGUGCACGAGUUACUCCCUUGAAAAAACGGAGGGGGAGGUUACAGAAUGGAACCAAGGCCGAAUCAAGGAUAGACAAUCCAGAUCUUGGACCAUUUUUGCUCAGACAAGCUAGAGAGUUGAUUUCUACAGGAGCGAAUCCCCAGAAAGCUCUUCAAUUAGCUCUACGGGCGAAAAAAUUAUUUGAAAUUUGUGCAAAGGGGAAGCCCAGCUUAGAAAUGGUCAUGUGUUUGCAUGUUGCAGCGGCAAUACACUGUAGUUUAGGCCAGUAUGAUGAUGCUAUUUCUGUUCUUGAACAGUCAGUUGAGAUACCAGUGACUGAGGAAGGACAGGAGCAUGCCCUUGCUAAAUUUGCAGGUCACAUGCAGUUGGGUGAUACGUAUGCAAUGCUGGGCCAGCUGGAGAAUUCAUUAUUGUGUUACACAACAGGUUUGGAAGUUCUGAAACAAGUUCUGGGGGACACAGAUCCAAGAGUAGGUGAGACGUGUAGAUAUUUGGCUGAAGCUUACGUUCAAGCACUACAAUUUGAUGAAGCCAAGAGGCUUUGUCAGCUGGCUCUGGAUAUUCAUAAGGAGAACGGCUCUCCUUCUUCUCUUGAGGAGGCAGCAGAUAGGAAGCUGAUGGGUCUUAUAUGUGAAACAAUGGGAAAUCAUGAAGCAGCUCUCGAGCAUCUUGUUUUAGCCAGCGUGGCCAUGGUUGCAAAUGGUCAGGAAGCAGAGGUGGCUUCUGUUGAUUGCAGCAUUGGAGACACAUAUUUGUCAUUAUCUCAGUAUGAUGAGGCUGUUUUUGCUUACCAGAAAGCACUCACAGGUUUAAAGAAAACCAAAGGAGAAAAUCAUCCAGCUGUCGGUUCAGUCUUUGUUCGUUUGGCUGAUGUGUAUAACAGGACAGGGCAAUUAAGGGAGUCAAAAUCUUACUGUGAAAAUGCCCUUCGAAUUUAUGAAAAGCCAAUACCUGGUUUUCUUCCAGAGGAGAUUGCAAGUGGUCUAACUGAUGUUUCUGCUAUCUAUGAAUCAAUGAAUGACCUUGAGCAGGCAAUUAAGUUGCUAGACAAGGCCUUAAAAUUAUAUAAUGAUGCACCUGGUCAGCAAAGCAUGAUUGCUGGAAUUGAAGCCCAGAUGGGUGUCAUGUACUACAUGUUGGGGAAUUAUUCUGACUCUUACAACUCCUUCAAGAGUGCCAUUUCAAAACUCCGUGCAGGCAGCGAGAAAAAAUCUGCUUUCUUUGGCAUUGCUCUUAACCAAAUGGGGCUUGCCUGUGUGCAGUGUUAUUCCAUAAAUGAGGCUGUAGAAUUAUUUGAAGAAGCCAGGUUAGUUUUGGAACAAGAGUUCGGACAGUGUCACCCAGACACACUGGGGGUGUAUAGCAAUCUUGCUGGUACUUAUGAUGCAGUUGGCAGGUUGGAUGAUGCAAUCAAUAUGCUGGAGUUUAUUGUUCGGAUGAGGGAGGAAAAGCUUGGGACAGCAAAUCCUGAUGUGGAUGAUGAGAAGAGGAGGUUGGGUGAGUUAUUGAAAGAAGUGGGGAGAGCUCGAAGCAGAAAAGCUAGAUCAUUGGAGAAUCUCCUUGAUGCGAACUCCCAUAUAAAUACAAAUGACAUUAAGGUAGACAAAGAUAUUUAAGUGUACUUUAGUAUGAAUAUCAUGUAUUAUAGGAUUUAUUUAAAAGAAUAUGAAGAGGCCAAAAAAAAAAAAAAAGAAGAAGAAGAAGAAAAGGAACAGUUUAGGGUGUUUAGAUUUGAUAUUGGAGUGGGGUGAAUAAAAUAAUUGGAGGCCUGGGAUUUUGUUUGUGUUAUUGAUGUAUACUUCACUGGUUGAAGGUCAGUUUAUCUUGUAUUGCGCCUUGAAAUUAUUGUGGUAAAUUAUCAAACUUUUCAUUCAUGUAGCACACUCCAAAUAUUUUUAUUAGUUUUCCAUUGUAUGGAAAUGAUAUAUCUGUACAUUACAGAUAUUCAAGAAUCUUUGAAAUAAUAGAAUCUUUACUUGGAAUUUAUUAAUGAA